AUGGAGCCAAAAGAACAACUACCACCAAAUGGAAGCCAGACUGGUACUCCUUCAAAGACAACAACUUCUCCCAAUUCUUCAAAAGAGAAUUCUGUUGGUAGAUUGACUCGUCAAUCAUCAAUUCGAACACCGAUAGAGAGGGCUUUGCCUCUGCGCAUGACCAGCGAGGAGUUUGAAGCCUUUUCUCAACAAGUUGGCAAUAUUUCACUAGAAGAAGCAAAAGAUCACCUCCAAAACCUUGGUCCUGUACCUACACUACCUGAUCCCGUGGAGAUGAGCAACCGCAAAUUGAUAGAAAAAGAGGAAAAUAAGACCAUCAGACGCGAUUCUAUUAGCUUCCUGAAGCGUCGUACUUCUGAGCGCAAGACCAACCUCGGCACACCAAAUUUGACAAUUACAACCGAAAGUGUUAGAACCCCGCCAGCCACUUCUACCGCACCACCCGACUCCUCUACGUCCGUAGAUAUGGCUCCACCAGUCUUGCGUUCCAGCUCUCCCGCCAAUACGGCCGCUUCCCCUAGAACUCCUCAAUCCAAUGGAGUCCAGAUCAACCAAGCCCGUGGUGAACCGCUUACAAUGCAUAGUGGACUUGUUGGCACCUCUGGCCCGGCUUCAAGCGUUCAACAAUCUUCUACUAGCCAAGCUCAAGGAAAUGGACGUCUUACUCAUAAUAUUCUCCCUUCAUCUACUGGACCAGCUACACUAGCAUUCCCUCCUCGUGUUCCCAGCAUGACCCAACCUCUUGUAUCCCAAUCUCAAGGAGUACAUGGUUGGACCGCACCAGCCGCAACCACUGGUUGGGUCAGCGAUCCUUAUGCUGAAAACAACGGAACCCCACCAGCUUCGGCUGGCACGCGAGCCCAGGGACUAUCCUCUUGGCAGAAUCAGGGUGCUAGCUUGCCAAUUCCCCCUGUUGUACCAUCUCAGAACCAACCAGUCACUCUGGAAUGGUUGUACGCAGCCCCUAUUCGUUCUCCCAUUGCUUCCACAGCCAACAGUCGAGAGACAACACCUGAUCUUGUCUGGAGCAGUGAAGGUAGCCCCGAGUUCGAGCCAGGCAAGAGAAAGGCCAAGAUCUCCAACGUUAGUGAGGAGCUUGAACACAAGAAGUUGAAGCAUGAUGAUGAUGAUGAUGAUGAUGAUGAUGAAGGUGCUGAUCGUGAAGCUAAUCAUGAUGCUGAUCAUGGUGCUAAUAGCUCAUCUCCGCAACAAUAA
Molecule: messenger RNA, 1215 nt
Organism: Sclerotinia borealis F-4128
Lineage: Eukaryota; Fungi; Ascomycota; Leotiomycetes; Helotiales; Sclerotiniaceae
Source: the annotation of a GenBank genome assembly